This is a messenger RNA of Daucus carota subsp. sativus, 1923 nucleotides long. RefSeq lists its product as uncharacterized. The coding region runs from base 1 to 1923 and encodes 640 amino acids. The record is from RefSeq and is a predicted model, not a curated record. Lineage: Eukaryota; Viridiplantae; Streptophyta; Magnoliopsida; Apiales; Apiaceae. The transcript is spliced from 4 exons.
AUGAAAUGGGUUAGUGUCACAGAUGGUCAGCAAGUUGAUGCUGAAAUUGUUGAAGGAUUGUCCCAGAUGUUAGAUGAAACAAAUGAGUUGGUGAAGGAAUUUAGAUCUGCACGUGAUCGGUUUGAGAAUGGUGUGCAAGAGUUAGAAAUCAUCCUCAAGGUAUCCAGGGCUGAGAGUGGACGUGAAAAUCAUAUUGGUCCAUCGGAUGAGGUUGCAGGUGUAAUGGUUGGGGAUAUGGACGACACAAAAGGUACACGUGAUAUAAUUCUGCAUUCACAUAAGAAAGGCUUAGAGAGAAUAACAGACAUUCACCCAAAAUUGAUGUCGCUUCAAUAUCCUUUGUUGUUCCCGCAUGGUGGUGAUGGCUUCCAUAAGGACAUACCCUUUGGGAAGGUUGAUAAUGUAACGCAGAAACAAAGGGAGAUGAUUUCAAUGAAAGAAUUCUAUUCAUAUAAAUUGCAAGUCCGGACCAAUGAAGGAAUUACACCACGGUUAGGUGGUAGGCUCUAUCAACAGUAUAUUGUUGACGCUUUUUCAACUAUUGAGCAAGCACGUCUGUGGUGGUUCCGUAAGCAUCAAACAACCUUACGAUCAGACCUAUAUUCAAGUAUUAAAAAAUCAGUGUCAGUUGGUUCUUCAGAGUGCUCAAAUAUUGGAAAAGGAUUUAUUUUGCCAUCCGGUUUUGUUGGCUCACGAAGCUACAUGCAGCAAAAUUUCCAGGACGCUCUUGCAGUUUGUCGAGUAAUAGGUCAUCCCGACAUCUUCCUUACAAUGACAACAAAUCCUCUUUGGGAUGAAAUAAAUGAGAUGAUGAAGUUGAUUCCACACUGCAGCCCUCAGAAUUCACCAGAUGUGAUCGCCCGUGUGUUUCGCCUCAAGCUUGAUCAAUUAAUAGAGGAGAUAAAGCAGAAGAAAUUCUUUGGGACUUGCCUUGGUGUCAUGUAUGUGGUGGAAUUCCAAAAGCGAGGCUUGCCUCAUGUUCACAUGCUGAUUUGGUUGGAUGCGGCAUCUAAACAAAAUCUCAAAUCAAAUGUUGACAACUUUGUAUCAGCAGAGAUUCCAGACGAGAAAGUUGAUCCUGCAGGAUAUGCUGCCGUCAAAGCAUUUAUGAUGCAUGGACCAUGCGGCAAAGAAUAUCCAAAGUCUCCUUGCAUGAAGCAGCACAAAUGUACUAGGCAUUUUCCCAAAAAGUUCUGUCAAGCGACGACGUUUGAUCAAUCAGGCUUUCCCAUUUACAAACGCCAGCAGACCAAUAUUACAGUUAAAAAAGGGAAAGCUGAUCUUGAUAACCAAUGGGUGGUUCCAUAUAAUAGAGAUUUGUUGGUCAAAUUUCAGUGUCACAUAAAUGUGGAGAUUUGUGCUCACGCACGUAGUCUCAAAUAUCUUUUUAAGUAUUGCCUCAAAAGACAUGACCGAGCUACCGUUGAAAUUCGGGGAAAGAAGCGCAGCUCCAACUUAUUAAAUGAAAUAGAGCAACCUGAAGAUGAAAUCCAAUCUUUUUUCGAUGGAAGAUACAUUUGCGGGUGUGAAGCUGCUUACAGGAUUUUCGGUUUUAAUAUCCAUUAUAGGUCUCUGGCGGUUCAACGACUUUCAUUCCAUCUCGAAGGGGAUAAAACAUGUACAUUUCGUUCAAAUGAACCAUUACAGAAGGUGGCUGCUAGAGAAGGGAUCAGGCUCAGUCAGUUGGAGGCUUUCUUCGAGCUUAACUCAACUGAUAACAAUGCAAGGCAAUAUCUGUAUGACGAAAUCCCGCAACAUUAUGUCUGGAAUGAUACAGAUAGGAUUUGGACAGUGAGGAAGAGGGGUAAAAAGAUUGGGAGGCUUUCUUACACCCAUCACAGUUCUGGGGAAUUGUGGUUUUUUACGCCUACUCUUGACAAAAGUUCGUGGUCCGACCUCCUUCCAAUGCUUGCGCACUGUUAA